This is a messenger RNA of Hibiscus syriacus, 2136 nucleotides long. RefSeq lists its product as uncharacterized. Gene Ontology annotation, molecular function: 2-oxoglutarate-dependent dioxygenase activity. The record is from RefSeq and is a predicted model, not a curated record. NCBI's taxonomy places the organism in Eukaryota, Viridiplantae, Streptophyta, Magnoliopsida, Malvales, Malvaceae. The coding region runs from base 114 to 1754 and encodes 546 amino acids. The transcript is spliced from 15 exons.
CGCUCCAGUGGCUCACCGGUCGCACAAGUAAAAACCGAAGGCCAAAACUACGAACUUCUUCGAGGUGAAAAGAUUGUGUUGUUCCUUAGCAAGCUAUUGAAAAAAUUAUAACAAUGGAAGACUCUGUACGACUACAAAGAUUCGAUCAACUUCCAUCAGCUACACAUUUUGCCUCUCAGAUUGAAUCUCGAAACAUUCCCGCCGUGUUCGUUGGAUGCGUUAAGGACUGGAAAGCUGUUUCCGAAUGGAAUCCUUCGAAUAGAGGCCUCGACUAUUUGGAGGAACGGGUAGGAUCAUUCAUGGUGGAGGCUAUGUUAUCACAAACUGCGCCAGUUUUUUAUGGUGAUCUUAGAAGACAUGAGAGGGUUCCAUUACCAUUUUCUACUUUUAUUGGCUUUUGUAAACGUCACAGGCAAAAUGUUGAUAGUUCUUGUAGUGUUAAUUCUAAUUCAGAAGGGCAUCAACUUGGAGAAUCUGACACAGAGCUAGGAACUUCACCAUAUGUAGAUGUUACUCCAGAACAGAUCUACCUAGCACAGAUCCCAAUUAUAAAUGCUGAGAAAGAAGAGAGGGUUCAAUUGGAAACUCUACAGGAGGACAUUCAUUUGCCUGCAAUAUUGGAGGGAAAAAAUAUAUCUUCUAUUAAUUUGUGGAUGAACAUUGCCCAAGCGAGAUCAAGUGCUCACUAUGACCCCCACCACAAUCUUCUAUGUAUAGUCACUGGUAGAAAACAAGUUGUUUUAUGGGCCCCUUCUUCAAGUCCUAUGUUAUAUCCCAUGCCUAUAUAUGGGGAGGCUUCAAACCAUAGUUCUGUUGCUCUGGAAAACCCUGAUUUUUCAAUUCAUUCAAGAGCACAAUGUUCCAUGGAAUACUCUCAGAAGGUUAUUCUUCAUGCGGGAGAUGCACUUUUCAUUCCUGAAGGCUGGUUCCACCAAGUAGAUAGUGAUGAGUUGACUAUUGCUGUUAAUUAUUGGUGGCGCUCCAGCAUAAUGUCUAGCUUGGCAGACCACAUGGAUGCAUAUUAUCUGCGUAUAAUACUUAGAAGAUUGACAGACAGAGAAAUGGACCAAGUACUUUUGAAGGGUCCUUCUGCUAUGUGGAGACAGGAUGGGAAUAAACCACACCUUCCAUGCAACAAAGGUAAUGUUGAUCAUAGCUUGGAUCAGGCUGGACAGAGCAAGGAUUUGAAAAAGAAAGAACAAGAGCAACUCGGUCUUUUGCAUGAAUUGAGACCCUGUGCUCUCCAGGCUCUUCAUGAACUUGUUGCUUUAGUUCAUGACCGUGUUAAUGCUUCUAAUCAAAAUCAACCAGUGUUGUCUAAUUCAACAAAUGGAUUGAUGUGUUAUAAGACAAAUGAGCAAAAUAAAACCUUAAUGACUGAAAUAUUUCAUUUAGAAGAAGAUCCAGUAGCUAAAGUUCUUUGGACCCUUGAACCAGGCAUCUUUAAGGAUAUUUUUCUUGCCAUGGCGCACAAUUUCCCCAGAACUUUGGAAGCUUUAAUACUGCACUUACUUUCACCGGUGGGGGCAGAAGUCUUUACACGGAAAUUUGACGAGAUAGAUCAACACAACACCGAAGAUGAUCGGAACAAAUUUUACCAGGUCUUCUAUGGGGUAUUUGAUAACCAAUUUGCAGCAAUGGAUGCUAUUCUAAACGGGAAAGAGUCAUUUGCAUGUCAGGCAUUCAAAAAUGUGUUGGAUAAAUAUGUAGGAGGGAACUUUGAUAAACGGAGUGUUGGACGAGACUUCUCAUGACACAACAUUCUUCACUAGGGAAUUGGUCCUCCUGAGAUGGUAAAUCGGUGCAUCUUCAUUCCAGAAACUAUCACAACCAGUACCUUCACAUUAUAGUUAUCAACAACUUCGUAGAAUACAAAUCAUUACAAAACUUGAAUAGUGCCUUAAGAACGUGUGUGUGUGUAAACAACAUUUUUAGGUGAAAAAUCUCAUGUACAACUAUAUGAAAAUGGUAAGCAUGAUUGAGGAAAAUCUGGUAAUUAGUUUGAGAUAGGGAAGUGCUUAAUCGAACCCUAAACUAUUAAACUUCCCCAAAGUUAACCACACACAAUGUCUCUGACCUGCAUUAUUUUAUUUGUUGAGAAUGGACAUUCAUUGAUCUGGGGACUUUAUGAGUUUA